Molecule: messenger RNA, 1011 nt
Organism: Fibroporia radiculosa
Lineage: Eukaryota; Fungi; Basidiomycota; Agaricomycetes; Polyporales; Fibroporiaceae
Exons: 3
Coding region: 1-1011 (336 amino acids)
Source: RefSeq, a predicted model, not a curated record
AUGGCCACCACUCCCAACCAGUUCAUUCUCCCAGACUUCUUAUCUAUCAUGCCCUUUAAAUCGUCCUUCAAUCCUCACUUUGAAGAGGUUGCAGCCGAAUCCAGUGUCUGGAUCAACAGCUUUAAAGUCCUACCAGACCGGAAACGUACCUUUUUUCUUCAAAAAAGCGGCGAGCUCCUUUGCGCAUACGUCUACUGUUAUGCGACCUACGAGCGACUCCGUACGGCCUGUGACUUCAUCAACAUUCUGUUCAUCUUCGAUGAACUCAGUGAUGAUCAGAAUGGAAAGGAUGCUUAUUCCGCUGGCCGCACUUUUCUUAGUGCUCUACGUGACCCUAGCUGGGACGAUGGCUCAAUCUUGGCCAAAAUAGUCAAAAGCUUCCGAUCUCGCCUGUUUGAAGUUGAUGUGCCUGCUUGUCAUCGCCGAUUCAUUCAGCAUUGCGAAGAUUACGUCAACGCCGUCGCUGUCGAGGCGGAGCUGAGGGAGCGGAAGGAAGUCCUCAGUCUCGAUGCAUACAUACUGUCGAGGCGCAACAAUAGUGGCACUAAGCCCUGUCUUGAUCUCUUCGGGUAUGUCCUUGGCGUAGACAUUCCGGAUGAAGUCUACGAACAUCCGGUGUUGAUGCGCAUGUAUCUCGCGGCAGCCGACAUGGUCAGCUUGUCGAAUGAUCUAUACUCAUAUAACAUGGAGCAGGCCAUGGACCAUCCGGAACACAAUCUCGUGACGGUGCUCAUGAAUGAGAAGUGCUGCGAUCUCCAGACCGCCGCAGACUAUGUCGGCGUCCACUUCAAGUUAUUGGUAGAUGGCUUUUUGGCGGACAAAGCCCGACUGCCCUCGUGGGGAUCCGAACUGGACACUGUUGUCGCGAACUUUGUGAUGGCUAUGGAGAAAUGGGUUGCUGGAAAUUGCGACUGGAGUUUCGAGACGCAACGAUACUUCGGUCCUGCACGCCAUGAGGUGAAGCAGACUCGUGUCGUCAAAUUGUAUUCCAAGAGCACGGAGGCAAAAUAG